GUUCGGUUAUUCAAAGCGCGCUCUGUGAAAUGUGUCUCAGGUGCUCGAGCAGAAACGCACGCCUUGGAAUUGCGGUGCUCUCCCUGAUCGUCUCAAUGGUAGUCAUUGUAUUCGUGGAGGGUCUGCAACACAAGCAGGAUCAGCUGUUUAUGAAUCAUAUAUGUCUGCUGCAGGUUUUUGCCAGCUUGCUGCUAUUUGUGGGUUCCAUUAAAUGUAAUCGCUGGUACUUUACGCCUUGGCUGCUUAUCGCUGCUGUUUUUGUAUAUGCUUUAGUCUAUAAAAGUCUAUACUAUUGGUUCCACAUACUGCGCUAUACGAAACAUUCCCUGCUGAUCAUUUCGUUGCUUUACACCAUAUCAGGUUUCUGGUGUUAUUUUAUAAACGCUGUCUUGCAGGAUUUUCAAGAAAUGCGACGAAACCGCAAGACAAAUGCUCAUAAAUAUGUAUAUAAUCAGAUAGUUGAAAUUGUAUAA
Messenger RNA from Drosophila novamexicana, 473 nucleotides. RefSeq lists its product as uncharacterized. The transcript has 4 exons. The record is from RefSeq and is a predicted model, not a curated record. Lineage: Eukaryota; Metazoa; Arthropoda; Insecta; Diptera; Drosophilidae. The coding region runs from base 30 to 473 and encodes 147 amino acids.